Messenger RNA from Drosophila subobscura, 4692 nucleotides. RefSeq names its product adenylate cyclase type 3 (gene Ac3). Gene Ontology annotation, biological process: adenylate cyclase-activating G protein-coupled receptor signaling pathway; cAMP biosynthetic process; intracellular signal transduction. Bases 212 to 3781 code for a protein of 1189 amino acids. Gene Ontology annotation, molecular function: adenylate cyclase activity. Lineage: Eukaryota; Metazoa; Arthropoda; Insecta; Diptera; Drosophilidae. The transcript is spliced from 17 exons. Gene Ontology annotation, cellular component: plasma membrane. The record is from RefSeq and is a predicted model, not a curated record.
UUUACCAAAGCGUCUUGUCGUCUCGUCUCUCCCAGUUUCCUGACCCCAUCAUAAAUAAAUAAAGAUACCGCAGCAAACGGAAAUGGAUGUGCUUCAUUCAUAAACCAGAGCCUUGACAGAUCGGGUCGGCUCGCUGAUCAACGAAUUGUUAAACAAAAGCCCACAAGCAACUUCAAAAAACCUCGCAAAAACAAAAGCAGCGUACACAGCCAUGCCGGAAGAGAAGGAUAUAUCCGGAAAUAUUUUGGAAAACGGACAGGCCACGGCUACGGCCACCUCAACGCCCAGCAAGUCUAAGCAGCAGAAUCAGCGCCAGAAAACGCCCACAAGGCGGCGUCCCCAUGAUAGUGAUGUGGUCGCUGGGGGCGUUGGCAUCACCGGUGGCGGCGUGGUCAUCCUGCCGCAGCAUGUGCUCAACGAACUUUAUCACAACUACUCGAUUAAGCAGCGGCGCAGCGGCCUAAAAUGGUUCCUGUUUGCGGCCGUGCUCUUCAAUGUUUGGACCAUUUGCAUACCCUGGGAUCAGGCCAUACCUACAAGAGUGGUCAACUGUUGCAUGCUGGUGGCAUAUUUGGCUUUAACGGCCUUGAUGCACAUUGGACGACGUUCGGAGCAGCCUGCACUGAGACGCUUCCAUCUGACGUUCCUGACAAUUGUGCCGCGGGCACUUUGGUUCCUCUCCAUGCUCCACUUCGCCGCCUAUGUGAUGCUGCAGCCCAGCUUCUCUCCAAGGGAUGUACUUGGCUGGGCCAUUUUGCUAAACUUCCUGAUCUAUGUAACGCUGCCGCUUCCACUGAUUUUCCUUGGUCUGGUGAUUGGUUUCUGCACGUACUUCAAUUGCCUGAGUCUGCCCGUUGGCUUCUCUCGCCCUGAUCCUCUCAUUUCGGAUCAGGCGGCGGCCAAUGCAGUACUGAUAGCCACCGCCGCCUUGAUCGGUCUACUGUAUUACUUUAUGGGCGAGGCCAAGCAAAAGCGUGCCUUUUUGGAGGCCAAAAAGAGUCUGGAGGUAAAAAUGGUCAUCGAGGAACAGUCGGCCGAACAGGAACGUUUGCUGUUGUCUGUGCUGCCCAAGCAUGUGGCUAUCAAGAUGCGAGAGGAUCUGGGCUCAUCCAGUUCGGAGGCAUUUAAAAAGAUCUACAUGAGUCGACACGAGAAUGUGAGCAUACUCUAUGCGGAUAUUGUGGGCUUCACCGCAAUCUCCUCGACAUAUAGCGCCCAAGAUUUGGUUAAAAUGCUUAACGAGCUCUUCGCACGCUUCGAUAGGCUCGCCGAGAAAUAUCAACAAUUGCGCAUUAAGAUUCUGGGCGAUUGCUAUUAUUGCAUUAGCGGUGCCCCCGACGAGCGACCGGAUCAUGCGGUUAUGUGUGUGCACAUGGGACUCUCUAUGGUGAAGGCCAUCAAGUAUGUGCAGCAGAAGGCCAACUCACCUGUUGAUAUGCGUGUGGGCAUACACACGGGAGCUGUGCUGGCAGGCAUACUCGGCCAGCGGCAGUGGCAGUUUGAUGUCUACUCCAAGGACGUUGAGCUGGCUAAUAAAAUGGAAUCCAGCGGCAAGGCGGGACGCGUUCACAUUUCGGACAAAACUUUGGCCUUCCUCAACGGAGAGUUUGAGGUGGAGCCUGCCUUUGGCGAGAAGAGGGAGGAGCUGCUACGUAUAGCCGGAUUGAAGACCUUCUUCAUAACCAAGGUGGUAAAGCCGUUUGCCUCGCCAUGUGCCAAGAAAAUCAACGAAACGCAAGCGGAAAACUCACAACUCAGCCCCAAUGGAUCAACCACGGAUGUCGUUUCCGGUGGCGCAGAGGACAACGAUGCUACAUUAGACGAUGAGGAACUGUUGGCGCAGAGUGCCACCACAAAUGGCCAUCAAACAGCCGAGGCUGAGGAUGAGGAGGAGCAGAUCAAGCUGGAGAACUUUAAGCAGCGCUUGAAAGACGAGCUGGUCACACGAGAUGGACAUGAGAACCUCACCAAAGACACCAACAUCUUCCUGCGCUUCAAGAAUCCACAAUUGGAGCAAUCCUAUGCCGUGUACCGAGAGCCCUACAGCUCGCUGCCAUUGCUGGCGGCACUCUUGGUGCAGUGCAUCGAUGUGCUUUACUCGUACUUGGUGCUGCCACGCUCAACGCUUCAUUUCAUUAACAUAGCAGCGCCACUGGUGCCGAUUGCCAUGCUGGUGGUGAUCAGCAUUGCCGAGAGCUUCAGCGGUAUGCUACCCAAGUUCUUUGUGGAUGUAAGCAAGCGCUUCAAUGACAUUACCUUCGUGCGCGAGCUGGCGGCCAUAAUUAUCGCCCUCACCAUUGGCCUGAGCAAUGUCAUCGACAUGUUCUUCUUCGUCACCUUCGUGCGCACGGAGCACAUUGUGAGCGAAAGCGAAUUCAAUGCCACGGCUGGUCUGGGUUUGGGACUGGGUCUGGGUCUGGGUCUGGAGGCCGAUGUGGAUGUGGAUGUGGCCGGUGCUGAGGCGGUCACCGCCGAGCACCUGCUACCCGAAUCGUUUGUCGAACAAAUGCGCGAUGCAGUACCCACAGAACGUGUCCUAUAUCCGUCCUAUUUGAGCAAUUUCGGUGUCCUAAUAUUGAUUGCGAUUGCCGUGAUUGCACAGCUCACGCAUCUGACUAAAAUACUGCUGCUAUUGUCCAUAGCGGCGCUGCAUUGCUACUUCAACAUAUUCAUCAUGCAGGACCUGUACGCCCUGGAGGAUGACCUGGCAGAUCAGCCCAUCAUCUCCUCACGCUAUUGUGCCUCUGGGCUUUUGCUUGUGGCAGCCCUAGCUCUAAGCACCUUGGCCAGACAUAUGGAUCACGAGGAUCGUGUUAUCUUCAAAUGGAAAACCGAGGUGGCGGAACAGAAAGAGACCGCCAACGAUAUGCGGCAGCGUAACGAGGCUUUGGUAUACAAUGUGCUGCCGGUUCAUGUGGCUGAGCACUUCAUGAAGAAUACCAAACGAUCACACGAUGAUCUCUACUCUCAGAGUUAUUCCGAGGUGGGAGUAUUGUUUGCCAGCAUGCCAAACUUUUCAGAUUUCUAUUCGGAGGAAACGGUCAAUAAUCAGGGCCUGGAGUGUCUACGUUUUCUAAAUGAAGUUAUCUCUGAUUUCGAUGCGUUAUUGGAGCUGCCACAGUUCCAGGACAUCAUCAAAAUUAAGACAAUUGGUUCUACUUACAUGGCUGCCAGUGGCAUUAAUCUUCAGCGGAAUCUUCGCUCGGAUGCUUCCAUCACCGAACGCUGGGCCCAGCUGGCCGUGCUCGUUGAAUUUGCUCUGGAACUCACGCACACUCUGCAGGGCAUCAAUGAGCAGUCCUUCAAUCAUUUUGUUCUCAAGAUGGGCAUCAAUCAUGGACCCAUAACGGCGGGUGUGAUCGGUGCUAGGAAGCCACACUACGAUAUCUGGGGCAACACGGUGAAUGUGGCAUCGCGCAUGGAGAGCACCGGCAAGGCUGGUGCCAUUCAGGUCACCGAGGAGACCUGCAACAUUCUGCAGCAGUUUGGCUACACAUUUCAGCAGCGUGGCCUGGUGUCGGUCAAGGGAAAGGGCCAAUUGAUGACCUACUAUUUGCAGGGCAAGUCUCAGCCUUGUGCAGAGCCAGCAGCGACACCAGCAGCCAUUGAGCUACACGAGACGACUCUGGAGUCCACCACAGAGCUGGAUAUCUCGGACAUCAAGACGCCGCUGCUUAAACUCAAGGGCCAGGAGGCGCCAGCGGCGGAGAGUGGGCCGGCGUCCAGUCUGGGCAAUGGCAGUGCCGGCCAAGUGGGCGAAUCUCAAUCCUUAUUGGAAUAAUUUACGAGUCUUUUCCGUAUUGCAUAUUUUCAUUUGCAUUUCCAUUUAGUCUCUACGAGUGUGUGUGUGUUUGUGUCGUCUGUGUGCGUGUGGCUGUGCUGAUUAUACUCUUAGAUAACUGUUGCUAUAUAUUUUUGCCUCCGUGUGAUAUUCCAUAAAAAAACCAAACAACCAAAAAUUCGAUUUUAGUUCAAAAUUAAAAAUUAUAAACUGUGUACCUAAGAAAACUAAAGAAAAAGCGAUGAUGCAUAACUUUUAAAUAUAUAUUUAACUAUGGCUAAGUACUUUUAAUUACUUGUGAAUUAACUUUUGUUUCAAACAACAACAAAUUGUUAUCUGAUUUUCAAAGGAACUGUAAUAUAAGUGAACCCUCGUGAACCCCCCACUUUGCUUUACAAAAAACAAAAAAACUAUUUAACUGAUGUGUAGUUGAAGUAGGACAAAACAAAAACAUUCACUUUUGCAUCUGAAUGUUUCAAAUAACGAGUAUUAAUUAUGUAUGCUCAUUAACUAAAACCAUAGUAAUUAUAUACAUAUGUAUGUGUAUUACUAAAAUAUACAAAUAUGUAUGCUAAGUCCUAGAAUCCGUAUCCCACCACAAACAAACUGCAACCCACAAAAGAAGUCCAACAAAAUAGUCGAAUGAAAAUUGAAUAACUAUAAAUUAUAAAUUAGUUUAUGGGCAUAGAAAUCCUAGGCAAGUGUACUAUUAACUACGUUAACAUAUACAUACAUACAUAUACAUAUAUAAACACGGAAGCAUACAUACAUAUAGUGCAUAUACAUACUUAUAGGCAUAUACAUAUAGUUAAUAUACAAAUUAAUAUAUAGCAUCUGCAUGCUUAUUAGAACAUUUCAACGAACUAGCAAAUGAAGCAAACAAACGAAACGAACUUACAUAGCGAACAAAU